This is a messenger RNA of Dentiscutata erythropus, 702 nucleotides long. The record is from the annotation of a GenBank genome assembly. NCBI's taxonomy places the organism in Eukaryota, Fungi, Glomeromycota, Glomeromycetes, Diversisporales, Gigasporaceae.
AAAGAAAACCGGCCAGAAGAAGCUAGGGAGGUUUUUAAAAUUGAUGUUAUAUGUAUAGAAGAUAGUAAAAAUAAAUGGUAUUCAGAAAAUAAAGAUUAUAAAGAGGACUAUGAGGAUGAAGGGGAUUACGAAUCUGAGGUAGAAGAGAUGGAUUUUGAAAGGACUGAUAGUAUAGAAGAACAAUGGAAUACAUGGGAGGUGGAUGAGAAAGGCCAUAGUGAUAUUGCCCAACAGUGGUGGGAAUAUGAGAAUGGAAAAGGAGCUGAAAUGUCACUUUCUCAGGAUGAAGUAUACUUAGUGGACGAUUUAAGGGCCAUCCAGGGUGAAGAAAGCUUCUCUGAUAUAACCUGGAUGGAAUGGGAGCCCAAAAAAAAUGUUUCUUGGCCCCUUACACCUGAAGAACUUAUAGAAGCCUCAGAGGAAGAAAAUGAUCCCAAGUAUGAGGGUGAUGAAGAAUUAUCUGAUGAAGUUGUAAUAAACAGUAGAUCGACAAGUCUAACCACCCCGGAGGAAAAAACCUUAACUGAAGAGUGGAAGGUUAAUAAGAGUCUUGCAAACCAAGUAAAACAAGAGGAUGCAAUGAUGGAUGAAUUUAUCAAAUGGCCAGAAGAUGACCAGGAAGAAAACUCUGAGCCACAAACUAUUGAUAUCGGCGCAGAAGGAAUUGGUAUUGAAAAGGAUGAACAGGCAAUAAAUAUGGAC